Betta splendens (Siamese fighting fish) is the source of this 3570-nucleotide messenger RNA. It is a transcript of the gene ddx42, whose product is annotated as DEAD (Asp-Glu-Ala-Asp) box helicase 42. The record is from RefSeq and is a predicted model, not a curated record. NCBI's taxonomy places the organism in Eukaryota, Metazoa, Chordata, Actinopteri, Anabantiformes, Osphronemidae. The transcript is spliced from 18 exons. Bases 143 to 2863 code for a protein of 906 amino acids. Gene Ontology annotation, molecular function: RNA helicase activity; ATP binding; nucleic acid binding.
CGACGCUUUGUUGGUAGACCGCCGCGGCGCGCAUGAACUGCGACACGCCCACAAGGAGCUUGGCGCGUGCUGAUGACGUAGAAUCCUUUCGCAUCAAGACAUUGAAGAGCUUAGGUGUACUGGCGUCAAAAGCAGCACAACCAUGAACUGGAACAAAGGCGGUCCGGGUGUAAAGCGAGGGUUUGGAUUUGGAGGAUUUGCCCUUGCAGGAAAGAAAGAGGAAUCUCCCCUGCCACAGAAAUCUCACACAACAUUCGGUCCCACAGGAUCCGGUGGGGGAUAUGGGAAAGGCCAACAGCUCCCAUCAUUCUAUAAAAUAGGGACAAAAAGAGCUAAUUUUGAUGAGGAAAAUGCUUAUUUUGAGGAUGAUGAAGAGGAGUCCAGCUCCACUGUGGACCUACCUUACAUCCCAGCUGAAAACUCUCCUACCCGUCAGCAGAUGCGGUCUGGUGGCGGCUCAGAUAGUGAGGAUGACCCACUGGAUGCCUUCAUGGCAGAGGUGGAGAACCAAGCAGCUAAAGACAUGAAGAAACUAGAGGAAAAGGAGAAAAAGAUAGACAAGGGUAUUCGUGAUGACAUUGAAGAAGAAGAUGAACAAGAAGCCUACUUCCGCUACAUGGCUGAGAAUCCCACAGCAGGGUUGACCCAGGAGGAAGAGGAGGAGAAUGUAGACUAUGACAGUGAUGGGAAUCCAAUUGCCUCCACCACCAAAAAGAUCAUCAUGCCGCUCCCACCUAUUGACCACUCUGAGAUUGAUUACCCACCAUUUGAGAAAAACUUUUAUAAUGAGCACGAGGAGCUCAGCAGCCUAACUGGCACACAAGUGAUAGAAUUACGGCACAAACUCAACUUGAGGGUAUCUGGUGCUGCUCCCCCGAAACCGUGUACCAGUUUUGCCCACUUUGGCUUUGAUGAGCAGCUCAUGCACCAGAUUCGCAAAUCUGAGUACACUCAGCCUACACCAAUUCAAUGCCAGGGUGUUCCUAUAGCUCUGUCCGGGCGUGACAUGAUUGGUAUCGCAAAAACUGGCAGUGGCAAAACUGCAGCUUUUAUUUGGCCAAUGCUGGUUCAUAUUAUGGACCAAAAAGAGCUGGAGACUGGAGAAGGACCCAUCGCUGUUAUUGUGUGUCCCACCAGAGAACUUUGUCAGCAGAUCCAUGCAGAGUGUAAGCGUUUUGGGAAAGCCUACUCGCUGCGUUCUGUGGCAGUUUACGGAGGUGGCAGCAUGUGGGAGCAGGCCAAAGCUCUACAGGAGGGAGCAGAGAUCGUGGUGUGCACUCCGGGUCGUCUCAUUGACCAUGUCAAAAAAAAGGCCACAUCCCUGCAGAGGGUGACGUACCUGGUGUUUGAUGAGGCAGAUCGCAUGUUUGAUAUGGGCUUUGAAUACCAGGUUCGAUCUAUUGCUAGCCAUGUCCGUCCAGACAGACAGACUCUUUUAUUCAGUGCUACUUUCCGAAAGAAGAUAGAAAGGCUGGCCAGAGACAUUUUGAUGGACCCUAUUCGUGUGGUGCAAGGAGACAUUGGAGAGGCCAAUGAGGAUGUGACCCAGGUGGUGGAGAUGCUGCCCAGCGGAACAGAUAAAUGGGGCUGGCUGACACGGCGGCUUGUUGAGUUCACCUCCUCUGGCUCCGUCCUCAUCUUUGUCACCAAGAAGGCAAACUGUGAGGAACUAGCCACUAACCUAAACCAGGAGGGAUACAGCCUGGGCCUUCUGCACGGAGACAUGGACCAGAGUGAGAGGAACAAGGUCAUCAGUGACUUCAAGAAGAAGAAUUUGCCUGUUCUGGUGGCCACUGAUGUAGCUGCUCGUGGCCUGGACAUCCCAUCUAUUCGCACAGUGGUGAACUACGACGUGGCGCGAGACAUCGAUACGCACACACACAGGAUUGGUCGAACUGGUCGUGCUGGAGAGAAAGGUGUGGCAUAUACUCUUCUCACCAACAAAGACACCUCAUUUGCUGGGGAUCUUGUGAGAAAUUUGGAGGGUGCAAACCAGGGCGUUUCUAAAGAGCUGAUGGAUUUAGCCAUGCAGAAUCCAUGGUUUAGGAAAUCCAGAUUCAAAGGGGGUAAAGGAAAGAAGCUCAAUAUUGGCGGUGGUGGACUUGGUUACAGAGAGAGACCAGGCCUGGGGUCUGACAGUUCUGAACGCAGCAGCAGCAGCAGCAGUUUGUCUUCCACUAGUGGCUUCGAGGGCUAUACCAAACCAACCACUGGGGCGAUGGGAGAUCGCAUGUCUGCAAUGAAACAAGCCUUUCAGGCUCAGUAUAAGAGCCACUUUGUGGCUGCGUCCAGUGGUCCUCCAAAACUCAGCAGCAAGUCUAACAGCACAUCGGGCUGGACCAGUGCUGGCAGCCUAAGCUCUAUACCAACAGAGCCUGCCAAUGGAUCAGAACGGUCCCAUGGUAUCACCAUGGCCAUGGCUGGUUUUACCAGUGCUGGUUCUCUGAGCUCGGUGCCCACCAGUUUAACUAGUCCACAGCACAACUACACUCCACCUGCACCUCCCACACAGAGAGACAGUUCGCAGGACAGACAUGGAGAGGACCGGGGGCAUCAUGGAGACAGUCACCACCGGCGCAGCGACAGAAGUGAUCGGCACAGUAGCGAUGACCGUUACAGAGAUCGGGAUCACCAUGGAGACCGUGACCGGGAUCGGGAUCGCGACCGCCACGGAGACCGGGAUCGUCAUAGUAGCAGCCGUCACAGCGACAGUCGUAACGGAGAAGGAAGCAGGAGAGACAGAGAUGAUAGGAGGAGUGAUAAGGAUGGGGGAGACAGGGGGAGUGGGGAGGGGAGGGACAGAGAUGAUAGCUUUGCAGUCCCUGAACCACCAAAGCGUAGAAAGAGCAGGUGGGACAACUAAAGAAAAGGUAAACACAUUAUUACACCAACAGCUCUGUGUUGAGCUUGUCUGUUGUCUGGGCAGGUAGCAAAUAUUACCAGAGGCUGACAUAAGCACAAGACUGUAGGGGGAAUUAGUGGACUGAAUAAAGGGUGGUACACCAACAGUACCGUCAGGUUGGUGAGGAACUUGUGAUUGGAUCAGAGUUUGUCAGACAGAGGAAUACAAUCAGCUCCGAGACAGCCACUGUAUAUACACCAUCAAGACUGUUAUUGUAGGUCAAUAUGUUCAAGCAAUAGAGCUGUGAUGAAUCCUACUGUAAGUAAACAAUUCGAGUUUGGAUGUGUUGGUUGUUGUAUUUCUCGUCAUUCAGCUCCUAACAUGCUUUUGUGCUUGCAACCCUGACUUGUUUUCGUUCAUGGACGUUCGCCAAGUGGUUUUGGGUUUGCAUUUUUUCAAUCUGCAAAGCUGACUCUUGCUGUUGAUCCGUUUCAUUUGUCAGAUGCACUGUGAUGAUUUAAUGUCCUGCAAGUACGAAAUGUACAGAUAGCCCUCUUUGUGUGUGGUAGUUAGAUUUUAGUGCUGUGCUUUUCCUUGGCAUUUAGUCUGUCCAUACUUUUGAAAAGUUUUCCAGAAAGAUGAUUUGUUUUGUACAAGAGGAAUAUCAAGGGUUAAAUCACAAAUGGAAAAUGUGAUGUUUUGAUUAAAACAACGCUUUCAAUAUCUAA